Molecule: messenger RNA, 1205 nt
Organism: Botrytis cinerea B05.10
Lineage: Eukaryota; Fungi; Ascomycota; Leotiomycetes; Helotiales; Sclerotiniaceae
Exons: 1
Coding region: 61-1125 (354 amino acids)
Source: RefSeq, a predicted model, not a curated record
GCAUUGGAAAUUCCAAUAAUCUAAAUUGCGUGAAACUUUGCUGCCCGCUCCUAAUUUACAAUGACCAAAGUACCUACUUUUGCAGAAUUGGCUGCACGACGGAUUUGGGACCCCAAACCAGGAACAAUUCACUACCGCGAUGCAAUCAAUUACGCAAAGGAUGGCAUGUACGCUAAAGAUUUAAUUUCGGAUUACCUCCAAGGCCUUCUCAUUUUAGCCAAAGAAACAAAGCAUGCUUUGGUUUGGGAAUGCGGGCUCUUUCAAUGGCCGUUUGUCAAAGGGAUGAAAAUCCGAAAGGGGAUCCCACAUAUCGGUCAACCUUUUACAGGCCCUGAUGGGAAGAUCCUGCAGUAUGAAGGUCGCAUUCUGCAUGGUGAGAGGGAUCCAGAUGCGCUAUCCCAUCUGGAGCUAUCGCCCCUGACUUUUCAGCAAAUUCACAACCACCCAAACUACAGGACCUGGCUUGCCACCCACUUAUUUGCCAAUCGAACUUCAAAUGCUAUCACCUACCACAAUCGCUUGGGUUUGAAUAAUAAAAUUGCUUGCGAGCAAUUUAUUAAUGAUCCCACAUCUCCAAAAGCGAUAGGGCCUGAUUCCCAAGCUCAAGGUGAUGGCAAUCGCGUUUACAAUGAAUUUGGAUUGCUGAAAGUGGAGUUGAAAUUGAAGGUCGGCAAGCGGCGGCGGCGAAAGGGGGAAAAGAAAAUGAAGCGCAAGCGACGAAAAUGUCGAAGCGAGAGUGAAGCGGGGAGCGAGAGUGAAGGGGGGGAAGGGAGUGAAGAGGGAAACGAGAGGAGUGGGGCAAGUGGGGGUGGAGUUGCGCGAGCGGAAUUUGGGGGGAAAUCAUUGAGCAAUCGAAUGGAUUUCUCAGGGAGUGAUGGUGAGGGAGGUGAAGAAAGUGAUGGGGGUAGGGGCGGCAGGCAGGAUGAUUUGGGGAAGGAGAGCUCGGAAAAUGAUUCGAGUUCGGAAGGCGAAGGGAGGAUAAGGAAGCCGCGAGAUACAUCGUGGAAAGGGUUAAGAAAGACAAUAGGGGGCAAGGGGCCAAUGCAGUCGUCAAUUGCAUUGGAAGCGGGGCAAGAAAAAGCCGAAGGAGAAGCGGAGGGGGAGUCGAUAGAAAGCGAUAAUUGAUUAUUUGAAUAAUGAAACUGAAAUUUAUUAUUGGAAUCACUUGAAUCAAGGGAAUGAAUUACAAGCUUGAAAUUUGAUCA